UUGGAUGACGUUGUGCCUAAGGAGGAGUUCCUGUUAAUCCAAACAUCGACGAAACCAACAUCCAUAGCUAUUUAUCGAUACCAAAUUCAUAACCGUACCGACUCCGUAGCAGUAUGGCUGCUCAGAAGAUAAAUGAAGCUCAUGAGCACAUAGCUAAAGCUGAGAAAUGCUUAAAGACAAGCCUGACGAAGUGGAAACCUGAUUUUGACAGUGCUGCAUCAGAAUACGCCAAAGCAGCUGUGUGUUUCAAGAAUGCAAAGCAGUAUGAGCAGGCAAAGGAUGCUUACCUGAAAGAAGCUGAAUAUCACACAGAAAACAAGACGCUUUUUCAUGCAGCAAAGGCUAUUGAACAAGCAGGUAUGAUGAUGAAGGAACAAAAGAAGAUGCCAGAGGCCAUCCAGUACAUAGAGAAAGCCUGUAUGAUGUAUAUGGAGAAUGGGACACCUGACACUGCUGCCAUGGCUCUGGACCGUGCUGGAAAACUGAUAGAGCCUAUAAACUUAGAGAAAGCUGUGGACCUGUAUCAGAAGGCAGCUGGUGUUUUUGAGAACGAGGACCGUCUGCGUCAGGCAGUUGAACUGCUGGGAAAAGCCUCCAGACUUUUGGUCAGAUUAAAAAGGUUGGAUGAAGCAGCUGCUGCUCUGCAGAAAGAAAAGAACAUGUACAAAGAGAUUGAAAACUUCCCUAUGUGCUUCAAGAAAACAACUGCUCAAGUGUUGAUUCAUCUCCAUCGUGGAGACUAUGUAGCUGCUGAUAAAUGUGUCAGAGAAAGUUACAGUCUGCCCGGCUACAGUGGAAGUGAAGACUGUGUUGCCAUGGAGACAUUACUGCAGGGCUACGAUGAGCAGGACGAGGACCAGGUCUACAGGGUGUGCAACUCACCUUUGCUGAAGUACAUGGACAAUGAUUACGCCAAGCUGGCCAUUUCCCUGCGGGUACCAGGAGGAGGAGGAAAGAAGAAAAAGGCUGCCGCUCCACAAGGCGGCGCUGAUGGGGCACCAGCUGCUGCUGAGGAGGAGGAUGACUACGAGGGAGGACUGUGUUAGCCUUCAUCCCUGCAGAGUGUCAACUCGCUCCACCACGGCGCCCUCUGUGAACAAGUUCAAACCUUACAAAACCCAGAUGUAUGGCUGUUUGAUCUUUUAUUGUACAAACUUAAGAAAAAAGAUGAUUUAGAAAAAUAUAAUAGAUGUUGCAGAAGAGUUACAGCAGCCUUUUAUUUUGUGUUUAUUUGAGGUGGAUCCUCGGUGUAAUGACAAAUCUUCAGUGUCCAAUAAUGUAUGAAAGCCUGUUGUUUGUGAAUAUUAUUUUUUUGUCUCUGUGAAGCUGUACAUUCUGCUGUUAUUGUCUGUGAGUUCAGUCUAAAGCUGCAAUAGGUCUAUAAGAAUCAGAAACACUCUAAAUAUAUAGCUGAUGAGUUGAUGUAUACGUGUUAUUGUACAGAGUUAAUUUAUUCAGUAUUCAUGGCUCUGCCUGUUGAAAUUAUUACUGGAAAAAUAUGCAAUCAGCUUGUAAAUGCAUGUUUGGGAUAACUCAAUGGUGAUCUGAUUCAAAGCUAUGAAGCAUAAAGGCUAUAAAUGAUGGCACCACAGGCUCCUACAUGAGCUAAUAUUCAAGCAACUGAGGUGAAUUUAACAGUAAAACAUCCAAUAUCAGACUGUCUUUGUUUUCUACCUCGAGGAGUUUGCUUAAUUCCACCUUAAACUACAGAAAAAUCACAGCUGUGUCCUUUUUCUUAUUUUCACUGUAUACAUAACCAUGCAGAAGUUUUAGGCAUGUAGAUCAAUAACGGUUCUUCACAGGUCCUGAUGUUCCACAACCCGGGGCUGAAGAGAGGAGGGAGGGCAGCCAGAGUCAGUGUCGACACAUUUGACAUGUACGUGUGUCACUCAGCAGCCAAGGUCAAGAAUAACAGCAUUUCUUUUGUCCUGGUAAUACGCACAGCAACCACCAACAGUUUUCAGGUGUUUAGAACAUACAACCAGGAGGUUGUGGCAACUCUCCUACCCACCCUAACAGUACCCUAGGCUAUGUUUAAGCGCCAAAUCUACCCCAUAACUCUGCCUGAAAGCUGUGGUUUUUGUUUUGUUUUAAUCAGAUUAUUUUCCCAUGCCCUUGGUAAUGUACAAAGACAUCCAGAGCAUGACCUGGGUUGUGUCAAUCCUCCUCCCCGCCCAAUGGGGCCCUCAGGUGGGCGUACUCGCCAUUACACACCUUACUUCGGCCCAAGAUUUCAGCCCAAACAUGCCUAAAACUUCUGCACAGUACUGUAACCUUAGGUGAAGUUGCUCAAGCUGUAAAAAGGGACAAUGCUGUGAUAUUCUCAAUGCAUUUCCCCUUUCUAAUGUAUAUUUUAAUGCUGAAUUAGUGUAUAUGUGAUUAUUUUUUGCUCUUUCACCCUCGACUAGGUAAGAUCAGUUAUAUGCCAAUUAACACUCAAUAUGACACGACUGUAGGUUAUAAAGGGAUUGUUUACAUAUUUUUUAUUUGUGCUGUUGCCCACUUCCUUUAUAUUCCUCAAAAGCAUAUCUCCAAACAUUGCAUCAAUAAACAUUUCCAUUGUGUGGUA
Molecule: messenger RNA, 2569 nt
Organism: Cheilinus undulatus (humphead wrasse)
Lineage: Eukaryota; Metazoa; Chordata; Actinopteri; Labriformes; Labridae
Gene: napgb
Product: N-ethylmaleimide-sensitive factor attachment protein, gamma b
Exons: 12
Coding region: 114-1046 (310 amino acids)
Biological process (GO): intracellular protein transport
Cellular component (GO): vacuolar membrane; SNARE complex
Molecular function (GO): soluble NSF attachment protein activity; syntaxin binding
Source: RefSeq, a predicted model, not a curated record